This is a messenger RNA of Ictalurus punctatus (channel catfish), 5846 nucleotides long. Its product is annotated as early growth response protein 1. The record is from RefSeq and is a predicted model, not a curated record. The transcript is spliced from 2 exons. Gene Ontology annotation, biological process: regulation of transcription by RNA polymerase II. Gene Ontology annotation, molecular function: DNA-binding transcription factor activity, RNA polymerase II-specific; RNA polymerase II cis-regulatory region sequence-specific DNA binding. The coding region runs from base 2709 to 3962 and encodes 417 amino acids. NCBI's taxonomy places the organism in Eukaryota, Metazoa, Chordata, Actinopteri, Siluriformes, Ictaluridae.
UCAAAUUGUGCCAUGUUGCGAAUCAAUUGAUGAUGCGUACAUCCAUGCUAAUGGGGUUUUCUUUUAUUUCUUUAUUUAUUCAUUCAUUUCCUUUUUUCCUAUCCCCCCCCCCAACCCCCCAUUUUCAACAUUUUAUUUAUUCGUUCCCUCUUCGUUUCAUUCAUUUUAAAUUUAUGUUCAUUUGACCUAUUCAGACAUUAUCUUCCUUUACUUUCCUUCUCUUUUUCCCCCUCCCCCUCCUCGAAAUAGUGCUUUUAAUAUAAUAAUAGGCAUUAAAGCGUAGCUUCGUAUAUCGCAAAGUCCUUAUUCUCCUGCAAAGACCUAUAAAUAAUAUCAAUUUGGAUCUAAUGUACUCUGUCUGUAAAAAUUUCAUAGAAAGGAAAGGUGUUGAAAUAUAUAUUUGGAUGAAUUGAAACUACAGAAACCCUGUCCAGGGUGUACCCCACCUUGUGCCCGAUGCUCCCUGGGAUAGGCUCCAGGUUCCCCGUGACCCUGAAAAGGAUAAAGCGGUAUAGAAGAUGGAUGGAUGGAUGGAUGAAACUACAGAAAUCUGUUCUAAAGAUCUGUGGCUGCAAAAAAAAAAAAAAAAAUGAGAGAACCUCUGAUUUAGAGGGUUUCAGGAGAAACACUGAAAGAAAGCCUUCAGGAACGUUAUUGUAAAAGGUUCUUGAAACCUGAUUGUUGCUUUAAAAGAUUUCAACAACAACGUCUAAUUUGAUGUACAAGCCUAUUUAAUGCGGUAGUGUGGUGUUCGCCAAAUAUAGCCUUUGGAGGGAAGUGCCAAAAAGAAAAAUGGCUGCCGUGAAGUAAGGAGGAGCCUGAGCAGUGUCGCUGUCCAUGGUGUAAAACAUUCGUACACUCUUUGUACUGCAAAGAGUUUGGGAUUUGGGAUUCAGCCAUUGUUUAGCAAAACUGUGGUGUUGCCAAUAACGUCUCAUCAUUCAGCGCGAGUCCAUUUUAUGUAUUAUUAACCACUGGGUGGAUAAUUUAAUUUGGACUGGUAUUAGUAUUAGGGCUGGACAGUAUACUGUAUGACUGUAUAUGGCACUGAUAUCGUGAUAAAUGAUGUCGCACUAUACUUGGAUAUCAUACAGUGUAUAUCUAUUUAUUUUAUUUUUAGUACAAAUUGAUUGGAAGUAGCUGAAACUUGCAUUUUACAGUAUUUACUGAACUAUUUUUCAGUGUUAAACUUUUACAUUUAUAAAUGUAAGUAUCAAUAAAGUCUUUUUUUUUUUUAAAUGCAACACUACAGUUUUGCUGGAGGUUUCUUAGAAAACCUACAUGUAUCGUAGAGAUGUCUUUAAGAAUUGGAAUAUGAUGGUUUUGUCAUAUCACCCAUCCCCAAUUGGUCAUACAAGAUACUAAUAAUAAGAAGAAGAAGAAGAAGAAGAAGGAAAAGAAGCAGAAAUAUUACUACUAAAAUACUAAAAAAAAUGAAAAUUGAAAUAAAAUGAAAUGAAGAGUAGUAGUACAAAAUAUCAUAUUAUAUAUUACUACUAGUAAUACAUGUUUGCCUCACACCUCCAGGGCUGGGGGUUCGAAUCCGAUCUCCACCCUGUGUGCGGAGUUUGCAUGUUCUCCUGGUACUUUGGGGGUUUCCUCCAGGUACUCUGGUUUCCUCCCCCAGUCCAAAGACAUGCACUGAUUGGCAUCUCUAAAUUGUCCAUAGUGUAUGAAUGUGUGUGCAUUUGUGCCCUGCGAUGGUUGGCACCCUGUCCAGGGUGUCCCGAGUUCCCUGGGAUAGGCUCCAGGCUCCCUGAUGACCUGGUGUAUGAUAAGCGGUAAGGAAAAUGGAUGGAUGGAUGGAUACUACUACUACUACUACUACUACUACUACUACUACUACUAAUAAUAAUAAUAAUAAUAAUAAUAAUAAUUUUAAUAAUGAAGCCUAGUUAGUUCAAACCCUCACCAUGAUGGAAUUAAUGCUAUGUAUUUUUAAUGCAGUAUAUACUCACAUAGGCUAUUUCAGACUUCACUCUGAGUACUGAACUGUACCUUUACUUUUUGCUCUUUUGUACCUUGUAGCCCAUCUUUCACCUGGAAAACGUGCAUUUAACUCCUAUACAAAGACUUCAGGUACAAAACUGGACUGCAAAGCUGUAAAGUUACCGCACAUGCACCUUUCUACUCAAAAGGUACCCCUUAGUACCCUUCUUUUCUAAGAGUGUAAUAAUACUGAUGCUCAAUCGACCUUUUGGAAGCGUCAGGAGCGUACCUCUCCUCUCUUUUCUCUCGUUUCUUUCCAUCUUCUUUUUCUUUCUUUAAAGGGGAGGGGAAACCCCGUCACAUCCUCCGUGUCCAUAUAUGGGCAUGAAGAUGCCACGCAGCGGGGGAAUCCUCUCCCAGCACGCGGUGAAUGAGAGAGGGAGGGCCGAGCCGCGAGCUCGGGGGUAUAAAAAGCGGCUCUGGGUGAGAGGAGCGCAGCAACAGAUAGCGGAGGAACAUCCACCUGCGAGUCGCACACAUCUAGGACAUUAUAAAAAAUAAAAAAAAAACGAAAAAAAGGGAAUUCCUGAUUAUUAUUCACUUUUUUAUUGUUUCUACCGGACCUCAAUCUAUUACGGACUUGACUGUCGCAGAGAAGAGACAUUUUGCAUUUCAUUUUUAUAUUUAUUUUCCAAUUUUUUUUUUUUUUUUUUUUUAAUCUUUGCACCGGAUCUCCAAAUAUCCUCGUUUAAAUUUUGGGGGUUUUUUUUCGGGAAAAGAUGCUCAACAACGUCGAUUUGAACUCUCAGGACACGUUUUACACUCAGUUUGACACCUGUAACGACUCAGCCAUCGGGAUGAUGGACACUAAGGAGCAUCAGGAUGUCUUUAUGGACGCUGAGCGCACAGCACCUACUCAGUUUGCACACGAUACAACAGUCACUCCCAAAACGGAGCCCACCAGCGCGGACCAAUACUCCUCCUGUCACGGCCCUAAGGGAAGCUACGACGCCUCGCUGUCCUACUCGGGCAGUUUCUACGUGGAGGCGUGUCAGGGCGCCCCCUGCAGCGCAGAAACGCUGCUUAACAUGAUCACCGAGAUCGUGGGCAUCUCCGCGGGCCCACUUCCAGAAGCGCAGCAGCAGCAGCAGCAGCAGCAGCAACAACAACAAAGCGACACGAGUGCACCCCAAGAACCUCCGUCUUCUGAGCCUGGGACCUUCCCUGUGGUCGUGAAAAGUGAGUUUGAGAACACUGGAGGCUGUUAUUACGAGUGGAACACCUUCGGGAAAACUGACAGCUAUGGGUUUCCAACAUCUGGCGACUUUUCAUCCGAGCAGCAUCAGCAUCAUCAAGUGGAUAUGAAAGAUCUGCUGGACUCGCUGUCCAACCCUGACAUGGAGUUCAAGGUGGAAGCCGGAAUUAAACAGGAGCAAGGCUUCGGUGAUGCUUGUGGCCAGAGUUUUGGUGCGUCUGCGUUUAACUACUCUGUCAUGGACGCACCAUCAAACAGCCUCCUGAAACCCGGCGUGUUCCCAAACUUCCAGCCCAUCCCUGCUCCGGGACAGUGCGAGCCUCCGACCUACGCGACCUCCACCAUCGACUCGCUCCUGUACUCCACUCUGCUUCCCCCGGAGCCGUUGGCACCGAGCCGCGCACGCGCACCGAAGCGCAAGAACAGCGCCGCCGCCUCCGCUUCUUCCUCCACUGCUAAAGAGAAGCCCUUCACGUGUCCGAUGGGCUCCUGCGACCGGCGCUUUUCUCGCUCGGAUGAGCUCAACCGACACAUCCGCAUCCACACGGGCCACAAGCCGUUCCGGUGCCGCGUGUGCGCGCGCAGCUUCAGCCGCAGCGACCACCUCACCACGCACACGCGCACGCACACCGGCGAGAAGCCGUUCGCGUGCGACGUGUGCGGGAAGAGGUUUGCGCGCAGCGAUGAGCGCAAGCGGCACGGCCGUGUGCACCUCCGGCACAAGGAGAAGACGCAAGAGCUCGGCGCCUGGCCCUUCGCCCUCCCGGAGGCCAUCUGAAUAACGUGUGAAACCAAAAUCCGGUGCCAAAAUGCGCUUUGUAUUUGGUGUGCGCACGAUCUUGGGAAGAUCUACAGUUGAUUGGGUUCUUGAUCGGAGGCUCCACGUGCACUGUGCGCAUGUACCUAUUCAUUUAUUUAUUAAUUUAUUUAUUUAUUAUUUUGUCACCCCCUUCCCCAAAAUAAUAAUAAAAAAAUAAUAAUAAUAAUGAUAAAUAAAAAAUAAAACCCUGCACACACAGUUUUCUGGGAGAUCUUUUAUGGGUUUUAACGCACGGAAUCCUUAAAAGUGUCUCCAGGAACUUCCUCGGAAAGGUUCUUAAAAACUAACAAUGGUUCCCAAAAGAACAGUCCUAGUGGAACCUAUAUAGUUUGUAGAGAGUGUGCACUCCCCCCCCCCACCUCCCCAGAUGGAGUUGUGUUUAAGCGCAACUAAAAUGAAAUGAAAUAUUUGCGACACAGACUGAACCAUUUUCGCCUUCCAGAGGGGACACACUAUUAUGGAGAAGGCCUCGAAUAUUAUGGGAAUAUGAAUGGAAAGUUCAUAGUAAUCUACUUCCUCUACUAAUAUCAGCUCAUAACUUUGAAUCAGAGACCAAAAACAGCUUUUCUUUUCAUUCAAGGCUUUGUGUGUGUGUGUGUGUGUGUGUGUGUGUGUGUGUGUGUGUGUGUGUGUGUGUGUGUGCGUGCGCGCGCGCGCUCUGGAGGAACUGGAUGGAGGACGUUUUACGCAAAAGAGCGAGCUGGAAAAGAGUGACAACUCUUUCUUUUUUCUUUUUUUUUUUGAAAGGGUAAAAAGGGGAUCUUCCCUAUAAUCCAAACUGCCCUUCACGAUGCUUACUCUGUGUGCAGCGACUGCAUAAACUCUUGUAACGUUUAACUUUUGUGCUCCAGGUUGUUUGCAGAGCAGCCAAACGCUUUCGAGCUGCAGUUCAGCACUUUGACUCCGGAACAGCUCCGACCUCGAGUUAUUUUUACAUUGUUUUCUUUUUUUGUUUUGUUUUGUUUUUGUUUUUUUUCCCCUUCCUUCCUUUCUUUUCCUGCGCUGGAUCGUAUUGCACUUCUCUCCAACUUUUGUGCUUUUUGAUAUUGCAUGUUUACUGUUCAUGUAAUAUGAUGAUUAAUAAGCUAAUGUAAUAAAUCCAUGCCUCACUGCAGAAGUGAGACUUUUACCUCGUUUCUACAUCAUGGUGGUGGCUUUUUUCGCCUUUGGAACUUGGACACACCACGACUUGUGGUUCAUUUAUUUGUGCCAAGGGGUUACAUUUCCUUUUCCUUAAAAUUAGUGUCGACGUACGUGAUUAUUUUCAUUGCAAUGCUAUUGAUUGAAUGGUAAAAUCGUGUUGUUUGAUAAGGAAAGUUAUUCUACUACAGCUGUCAGUGCAAAAAUAAAUAUAUUUAUAUGGCUAUGUAUGAUUAUUUGUAUUUUUGUAUUUUUCUGUUCGUCUGGAUAUAUCAAGAUGAAACGUUUAUUUCGAACCUUCUGAGCUCACAGUGUUUCCCGUGUGUAGUAUAUUAACGGGAAAUCAAAAGCAGACCUCCACACGUCAAAGCGUGAAAGGGUUCGAGACUCCUGAACAAGUGUACAAGUUUACAUUGCAGAGACACAAAGCAUUUCUGCCCACUUAGAACCCGAGUGUCGUCGUUUGACAGACCCCUAGUUUGUGUAUGUACAUAAAAAUGAAUGAAUUAUGAAUCAUCUAGCUCACAUGGCUCUUGUAGUGUGUAAUGUGAUGAAGACUAGAAUAGCACCAGGCUGGAACAUUGCUGUUGAGUAACUUAGGUAGCACACAUUGCUGCAUUUUCUUUCUUUUUUUUCUUCUUCUCCUCACUAGUUCUUCUACACGAAGGUUUAAAAAAAAAAAAAAAAAAAAAAAAAAAAGAU